CCAAAUGACCAACAUCGAGCAACACCAUGACGUGGUUAAGGAGAGCUUUUUUCACUUUAUUCGCAAACACAUACCGAAGGCGGAUCUGAACAUUGUGGACGAGAUCGUCCUGUCGUACGUAAUAUCCAUCCUCGAGGAAGCGUCCCAGGAUCCGUGCUUCGACGUUGAAGGUUUCAUCGAGAUGAUGUCGGCGUACUUUAACGAAUUUGCCAACAUAGAGCCGGAAACGGUGUGCUCUUGGAUUUUCGAGCUGGAAAAUCAAAUCUCCAACAAGAAUCCGAUCUCAAAGACGGAAUCGAACAACUUGUCGCUGAAUUCGCUCUCCUUGGUGGAUAUGAUACCGGAGGAAAAGCUUCGAGGACGUCACUCGUCCGAAAGCGAUCGUGAAGCGAUGGGCCACGAUUCGCAUAAACGUACCCACCGUCUGUCGGACAGUGAUGGUGGUUCGACCGAUGGAUGCAAUUACGAUCUGUUUGCGGAACAGUGCGAAAUAUUGCAGGAAAUGUUUCCCGAUAGUUCAUUCAUCGAGGUAAAGCAUUGCAUGCUGAUCGCGAAUGGCGAUGUUGAUCGGGCAACACAGGUUCUGCUCCAUCGCCAAGAAGCGGGUCAAAGUCUGAAAGGUCCUUCGAGCAGCAUGUUGCAGGCGGGCAAACCGCACCAGCAGGUGGACGAACACGAGCUUAAAAAUCGCAUCAUCUCCAAGUAUUCAUACGUCGACAAGGAGGACAACCGCGAGUAUAAACCGGUCGCACCGAAGGUGGAACCGAAGAAGAUGAUCCGAUAUCGGGACAACAAGAUUGUAUCGUUCAAGGGCGAACGGUACACGGAGGUGUCCCGUCGCGGUGGCGAGGAAGAGACUGAACUCAAAAAACCUAAGAAACCUAUCUGUCCGUAACUAAUGAUACUCAUCCUCAGACUCAGUAGUUCAUAGCGAAACGUUCAGAGCUUCAUUGAAGCUGUAGUCGUCG
Molecule: messenger RNA, 968 nt
Organism: Anopheles maculipalpis
Lineage: Eukaryota; Metazoa; Arthropoda; Insecta; Diptera; Culicidae
Product: CUE domain-containing protein 2
Exons: 5
Coding region: 5-895 (296 amino acids)
Molecular function (GO): protein binding
Source: RefSeq, a predicted model, not a curated record